This is a messenger RNA of Pecten maximus, 701 nucleotides long. RefSeq lists its product as uncharacterized. The transcript has 2 exons. The coding region runs from base 115 to 462 and encodes 115 amino acids. NCBI's taxonomy places the organism in Eukaryota, Metazoa, Mollusca, Bivalvia, Pectinida, Pectinidae. The record is from RefSeq and is a predicted model, not a curated record.
UACCUUGAAGGUUCUGACACAGUUACAACAUACCUUCUCAGAUUGGCAUGCGCUAGAACGGAAUAUUAGACAGACUUGUCCACGGGGACCGAGCGAAUCUUGGCAGAAAACAAAAUGGCGCAUGUAUCAAUCCUUUUUCUGGCUGUGGUUAUCUGGUUUGAAUGUGUCGUCGGUCAGAUGAAGUCAUGUGAUUGUUCCUGCUCCAAUCUAGACAACGCUUUGGAAAAUGACCCGGUCUUAAAAGCAAAGAUGGAGAAACUUGCCAAGGAGAUGACUUUGGAUGUAAAGAAUACCAGUGCGCACCUGCGGUCGCUGACGUCAGCCUCGGAUGACCGUCCGUCUGCCCAGGCGGCUGGCUAUGUUGGAAUAACCAUACUAGCUCUUGUGUUUGGCCUGCUCCUGUUCUUCGACGGUAUUGGUGUCGCUGCCCAGGGACUUCUGUUAAAACAAAAGCUUCAAUAAAUCGAUAGCUGCAAUGACAUGUACUUGCAUGUUUUCUUGAUUAUUAAUUAACACUGAGCAGGCAAAUACAGUGCCCUAUUUGAUUGGUAACUAUCAACACGAGAAUAGCAAUGACCUAGUUCCAAACAACAAACAAACAAACAAACAACAAAAAACAGUUCAAGCUAGUGUGAUUAUGUUUCGAAUUCUAUAUUGUAUACUGGACAUAAUGUGAAAUAAAAAUGGUUUGACGAAGAAAA